Messenger RNA from Aethalodelphis obliquidens (Pacific white-sided dolphin), 4626 nucleotides. RefSeq names its product potassium inwardly rectifying channel subfamily J member 15 (gene KCNJ15). Gene Ontology annotation, biological process: regulation of monoatomic ion transmembrane transport; potassium ion import across plasma membrane. Lineage: Eukaryota; Metazoa; Chordata; Mammalia; Artiodactyla; Delphinidae. The transcript is spliced from 4 exons. The coding region runs from base 1733 to 2860 and encodes 375 amino acids. Gene Ontology annotation, cellular component: plasma membrane. The record is from RefSeq and is a predicted model, not a curated record. Gene Ontology annotation, molecular function: inward rectifier potassium channel activity.
UGUGCUCCACAACGGGAGAGGCCACAACAGUGAGAGGCUCGUAUACUGGAAAAAAAAAAAAAUGAACCAACAAAUACCAUAAGUUUUAUAAUAGCAAUAUGGAAGUGUCCAUGAGAUAGUGUUUAGGCAUAAAAGGCUCUAUUCUUCCUGGUGCAAUAACAAUUUAUGUAUAUGUCAUCGGUAUAUGUUUGAGGGCAAGUACCACGCAUCAUUCACCUUUAUGUAUUGCAAAGACCACGUUUCUCUUACAAUAGUGUUAAAUGUUUACUGAAUCAAUGAAUGAGUGAGUGAGGAAAUGAGUGAAUGAGUAAUACGUUGGUGAUUAGGAGUCAUUGGGAAAUAGUGUCAGCUUCAAGGGAGUAGUGCCAUAGUUCAGUGCCUGCCCAGGGUGGAGGGUGUCCCACUGGAGUUACAUCAUCAUUUUCAGUCCUAAGCUAUGUGUGAGUUCUACAAUUUCCGUCAACCAACCAUUCCACAGUUUAUUUUAAAUGGUAAUAAUAAUAUCUUAUUAGAAACUAGGUCCAAUUCUCUCAUGACAAGAAGGUGGUAAUGGUCUGUCCAAAAUAAUACUUAGCACCUUUGCUUUUAAUAAGCAAAUCCUGGAGAUCAAAUGGGAUGGUUUGAUGGCUGAUGGGAAGAACUGGGGGUGGGGGGAUUAGAAGAAACACCUGUCCACCCUACAGAUCCAUGAGACUUCCUCCUUCCCUGUUGAACUUGCCAUGGUCUCCAUGUUGUCUUUGGGCCUCUUAAAGAUAUUGCUGAGAAAGCUGCUAAAAUGGCCACCAAAUAAAUGAAGAUGAAUAGGGCCCUGCAAUAAUUUCCAGGCUGAUUGGGGUGGGGCUAACAAGUGAAGGACAAAUGCACAUGUGAAAGUAAUUGUGCUUCUCCAGUGGAAACCUCUAAUCCUUCAAGCAAUUAAUCAUACCCUAAGAAGUAAACUGUUCUCGGGGAGAAAGCCAUCUCUGAACAUCCAAGUACUUUGAGGACACUAGUGAACCAGAGAAUAAGAGUCAUCAGCUGAGUGAGCUGAAAGGGUUAGCCCAGCUUCCGGGAGCGUCUGAGUCAGGAGAGAUAAAAGGAAGUGUUUCCUAAUCCAGAGGAUUUCAACACUGUGGAAACUCAUUUCCCACAGAGAUACAACAAUGUGCAAAUAUAAAUCAUUUCAAAAAAAGCCGUUUAGAAAACUUCACAUGUCAUGAUAAAGGCGUUGAAACUGCUCACAUGUUUUUGGCCAUGUCUUUGACAUUUAUUCAUUCUUUAAUUUAUGGAUUGAAUAUUAAUCCAUUUAUUCAUUUAUUCGAUGACUCAUUUAUAGAGUCAUGAAUAUGAGUUAUUAUUUUUUUGUUUGAGCAUCUACUCUGUGCCAGGGGCUGUGUUACUGUGGGUACAAAGAUGAACGUGGCCUAAUCCCUGCCCUCAGAGAACUAGCCAUCUAUAAAGGGAAGAAGAAACAUGAAGAGAAAAUCAUACUGUGUUCAGAGGAGGUAAUAUUCAACCUGCCCUUUGAAGAACAGGUGGAAUUUGACGGAGAAGGAAACAGCAGGACGAGCACCCUCAGGAAGGAGCAGCUGCUGGUCAUGGAGCCAUGAACACAUUGAGCAGUCUGGAAAAGGAAGUAGAAGAAUCCUAUGGUAGCCAGGUGGGCGAAGGGGAGCAAGGACGAUACACCUGCUUUGAAGAAGUCGCCAUUUGACCUGCCGAGUGAGUGACCAGGUGGUCCCAAGGCCUGACCAUGGAACGGAUUAACAUCAGUAUGGCCAGGGCUACCCUGGUGAAGCACACGGCUGGAGCUGGCCUCAAGGCCAGCAGACCCCGAGUCAUGUCCAAGAGUGGGCACAGCAACGUGAGAAUCGACAAAGUGGAUGGCAUAUACUUGCUCUACCUGCAAGACUUGUGGACCACCGUCAUCGACAUGAAGUGGAGAUACAAGCUCACCCUGUUUGCUGCCACGUUCGUGAUGACCUGGUUCCUUUUUGGUGUGAUCUACUAUGCCAUUGCCUUCAUUCAUGGGGACUUAGAACCCAGGGAGCACACUUCAAAUCACACCCCCUGCAUCAUGAAGGUGGACUCCCUCACGGGGGCAUUUCUCUUUUCCCUGGAAUCCCAGACAACCAUCGGCUAUGGAGUCCGUUCCAUCACGGAGGAAUGCCCUCAUGCCAUCUUCCUCUUGGUGGCACAGCUGGUCAUCACCACCUUGAUUGAGAUCUUCAUCACGGGCACCUUCCUGGCCAAAAUUGCGAGACCCAAAAAGCGGGCAGAGACCAUCAAGUUCAGCCACUGUGCCGUCAUCACCAAGCAGAAUGGGAAGCUGUGCUUGGUGAUCCAGGUGGCCAACAUGAGGAAGAGUCUCCUGAUUCAGUGCCAGCUCUCGGGAAAGCUCCUCCAGACCCAUGUCACCAAGGAGGGGGAGCGAAUCCUCCUCAACCAGGCCACCGUCAAAUUCCACGUGGACUCCUCUUCCGAGAGCCCCUUCCUCAUCUUGCCCAUGACGUUCUACCACGUGCUGGAUGAGACGAGCCCCCUGAGAGAUCUCACCCCCCAAAACCUUAAGCAGAAGGAGUUUGAGCUGGUGGUUCUCCUGAACGCCACGGUGGAGUCCACCAGCGCUGUCUGCCAGAGCCGCACCUCUUACAUCCCAGAGGAGAUCUACUGGGGUUUUGAGUUUGUGCCUGUGGUUUCUCUCUCAAAAACCGGCAAGUACGUGGCUGAUUUCAGUCAGUUCGAACAGAUCCGGAAGAGCCCAGAUUGCACCUUUUACUGCACGGAUUCUGAGAAGCAGAAACUUGAGGAGAAGUACAGGCAGGAAGAUCAGAGGGAAAGAGAGCUGAGAACGCUUUUGUUGCAACAGAGCAACGUCUGACGGCAGUGGUGUCGCCUCGACUUAACUCUGAGCUGCUUCCACAUCUGAGCUCCCUUCAAACCCAGAGGUCACCGGGAAAACAAAAAUGUGUGGACGCACUCUGAAAAACUGCACAGAUGUACAGACCUGUUCCUUUGAUCUGGUGUCUAAACAAGCAUUCCACAUCUGGGAGGGUUCCCUUUUUAAAUGCUUUGUGUGAAGCAAACUCCCCAAAUUCAAAUUUUCUAAAAGCGGGCUGCAUUUCAAAGAACUUGGUGGAGGCUACUUGAAACAAUCUGGAUGGACAGAUAUUUCACAAUGCUGGUAGUGAAAGGAAAUGCAUUUCCAUACAAGGAUGUCAGCUAUAAUAAAAUGUAUUUAUUCAAUCCAAGUAUCAGAGAGGAGAUGGCCGAGAGCUGAAACGUGGCUCAGUACCCACUUAUAUCAUUGCUCUAAAGCACACUCAUUUUUUCAAGCAGAGAAAAAGGUAUUUAUAAUGAAGGCUAUCUGGUAAUACAUAAAAAGGGGCAAAGGGACUCUGUACUCACAAAAUAUGAUAAUUCUGUUUUUACCUUUUUCGGUGAAUGUAAUUGUACAGAGUGAAAUUGAUCAAAUCAGGAAUGCAUCGUUGUGAAUACAUGUACAGAUGGAGCUGAUGUGAUUGUUCACACUAAUUUGUUUUGGUUGGAAUGUACUAGCCCCUUUCUAUUCAAAAUGGGUUCACAGACCAGCAGUAUCAACAGCAUCCAGGAGCUUAUUAGUAAUUUCGCUCCAGCUGGACUUAGAGUAUCUGAGGCUGUAUCUUAACAGGACCCACGAGUCAUUCACGUAAAAAUGAAAGUUUUAAAACUUCACUCUGGACAAUGUUUUCGAAGUAACUUUCUGAAGCCAGGGGACUCUGUGGGUCCCACAUCCUCCGUUCUUUAUUAUGGACACAUAUUCCUUUCAGUGAUUUCAUUCCUUAUUAAAAUACCUUGUCCGCAAAGGAACUGCCACAGGUAUUUCAAGAACAGAAUAAGACUGUUGAGAAUAAUGGCUGUCUCUCUCAAGCUAAGUACAUGCUUGUCGAUUACAGUGAACACAAAAGAAACAUUCAGCUCCAUAACAAUCGGAAAUGUGCUCCUAUAUUGAAGUCCAGUCCGUGAGGUUGGAUGGGACUCCGAAGAACAGGUGGAGCUGAGGAUAAGGAAUUCAAACACAGACGAUUCCUUGAAGCAGGAACAAAAUUUGAUACUCUGAUAACAUGUAAAGGAUGCCCUCAGUAUUGAAACAAAUCUCAUACAACUCAGUGUUACACAGGUAACGUCUGGAUUUUGGCAGAAUUUAGAGCGUUUAUUUGGGGCAGAGAAUAAAUGGGCUAGGAUUGGCUAAAUGUGCAAAAGGUGAAUUCUCAUUUCAUUCAAGCCAGGACAGAUUUGUACAUUCACUCAAGAAGAAUGUGACUUUGAGUGUGUAGACACGGCAUGGAUGUACACACGAGCCCACAUAUAUGGAUACACUGACCUGACCUGUGAGCGCGCACACCGCAUGCACGCACACACACAGAGGCGUGCUCGUCCUGUCUCUUCCAUCACAACUGUGGAAAUUAUCCACGAAGACAUCUGUGAUUAAGAGAGCAAGUCCUGGGCAAGUGUGCUCAUGUAUAUUUUGUUCUAUAAGAAUGGGAACACUGGGGCAAGUAAUCUGGAUUCAGAUUAUCUGUGAAAUGGUGUCAUAUCAUGAUGUUCCCACAUUUCAAGUCUUCUUCCAUUAAACAGAAAAUGUGGCUAAAACCUCUGACCCAGAAC